AUGGCCCCAAACACAUCCAGCAAGACAGCCCAGGUUCCUGUCGCCGCGCCCUCAGCCUCGACUGCAGCGCCAGAAGCCCCAGCAACAGGGCCAAAAGCAACUGCCACGCAGGAUCGCAAGGAAGAGCUAGAGCAGAGAUACAUCAGCCUGCUCGAGAAGCGAGUUGAAUACCUGCAAAGCCUGGUUGAUUCGCAAAGUGCCGAAAAGGAACCUCCGGCUCGACCGCAAAGAAAACAGAGUGACAGGCAGGACUUUGUCUCACCGAGAAGCAGCCGCGCGGACAAUUCCACAGAUGGGAAACCCGUACCUGCCAAGUCGGAGGACAAGGCUGAAGAACAACCGGUCCCCGAUCCUUCCGAAGUUUCGAGGUAUGCCUAUGUGAUGAGCAGAUGGGACGGCCGAAGCGGGGGCCGCAGAGACACGGAGAUCGGUCGGUGGAACGAGCUCGAAGGGAAAGCGCCGUCGUCCAAAAGGGCAUUCACGUUCCGGCGAGUGAUGGACCUCACCGACGAGAAGAAGUUCAAGUACUCCGAGGUAGACGUCGAGUCUCGCGAGCUCCGUGGCCUGUUGAGAAAGGUGAUUGGAGACUCGUACCCGGGCCAAAGCUGGGAAGGAAACACCAUCAAUCUGAUAGCUCCCUUUGCGCCGGUGGUCCACUACUGGAAAGAGCUCUCUGAAACCAGUCGACGAAACGACGACAGUGAGAGCCCUCGGGUCCAAGCAGCGAGGAAAGACCUGAACAAUCUCCUCGAGUGCAUAUCGACGUGCACCGAAUUGGAGUCCUACUUCAAGACGCGAGAUUCCAAUCUGGAGUCCCACACCGUCACCUACCAAACCAUCUGGACCCUAUUUCGACCUGGCACCUUGGUCGUGGCGAGACCGUUCAUGAACCUGCCUCAGGUCUUUGAAGUGAAGGCGUCGCCCGAUCCGUGGGAGGACCGGAGACUGACUAUCGAAUGCUGGGGCUACGACUGGAACGGCAAGGAGAUUGUGAGAGUCACCUUCGAGUUCCCCAUUGAGAAAUUCCGGGGCACCAAGGAGAUCAGUUCCCUGUUUUGCUAUCCCUUGGAGUUCUACCGAGACGAAAAGGGCAACUUCGAUGAAUCCCUCCGUGCCGAGCUCGUGCAGAGGGGCAAAUGGUUUCUCGAACUGUGUCAAACAACCGGAGCCAGGCAAAUGUUUGAAUACGACGGGCAAGCCUUUUCCAGCCGAAGGAGCCUCGCCAGAGCCAGUGCGGAUGCUGAGAGCAAAACCCCCUCGCUGUCUAUGAAAGACGAUACAGAUCUGUCACUCGCCGCCGAGUUUCUCAUUCACAAAACUUUCAAGGUCAAGGGACGAUAUAUCGUCGACGCUGCUGCCUAUCUACAGUUUGGCCCCGGCAUUCCAUUGCUUGGAAAGUACGAGCCGACGGAUGUCGAGCCUUUCAGCCAAGCCCACGACGAGCAGGGCGUUGAUAUAGACGAGCACCAGCGUCUGCUGUACCCCCCGCGGGUCCUGGGAUAUGCAACCCAACAGAAGAUGUGGGCUCAGUUCAAAGUGCACAACACGACGCCGGUGCCGACCGAUCUCUCCAACGCCUUCAAGGACAAGCUGGAAUUGGAUGAAAAGGACAAGAAGAUGAUCAAGGCACUGGUGGAAAACCACGAAAGCAGCAAGGACACAAGCCAGGCGCAGGUGAAUGACAUUAUCGAAAGCAAGGGCAAAAACCUGGUUAUACUAUUGCAUGGCCCUCCAGGAGUUGGCAAGACUCUCACGGCAGAGACGAUUGCAGAGGCCACGGGCAAGCCACUUUUGGUCGUCACCGUGGCUGAAAUCGGCCUGGAUGCGUCAAAGGCAGAGAAGAGCCUGGAGCAGAUCUUCUAUCUUGCCGGGGUGUGGGAGGCAAUUCUCUUGAUCGACGAGGCCGACGUCUUUCUGGAAUCUCGGUUCGUCAUGGGUGAUCCGAACAGGAACGCCUUGGUCUCAGUCCUGCUCCGCGUGCUCGAGUACUUCGAGGGGGUCAUGAUCCUGACGACGAACCGGAUCACGUCGCUCGACAUCGCGGUGCAGUCGCGCAUCCACCUGGCGAUCCGGUACAACGACCUGUCCAAGGACCAGAAGAUCAAGAUCUUCAACAUCUUCCUCAGCCAGCUCGUCACCGAGGGCAAGGUCGACGGCGAGGGCAUCGGCGAGUGGAUCCGCUGGGUCGGCAGCGAGGCCGAGGUCAACGGCCGCCAGAUCCGCAACAUCGUCUCCUCGGCGUACCUGCUGGCGCGCAGCCAGCACCGCAACCUGCGCCGCGAGGACCUGCAGGACGUCAACGGCAUCAUGAAGAAGUUCCAGAAGCAGCUCGAGACCCUGACCGCCGCGGCGCGGAAGCAGAACGAGGGCCAGUUGAAUUCCUUGGGCGGGUAUGGAUAAGUUGCCGACGUCGACGUAGUUUGCAAUA
This is a messenger RNA of Cladophialophora immunda, 2428 nucleotides long. RefSeq lists its product as uncharacterized. The record is from RefSeq and is a predicted model, not a curated record. Gene Ontology annotation, molecular function: ATP binding; ATP hydrolysis activity. The transcript is spliced from 11 exons. NCBI's taxonomy places the organism in Eukaryota, Fungi, Ascomycota, Eurotiomycetes, Chaetothyriales, Herpotrichiellaceae. Bases 1 to 2400 code for a protein of 799 amino acids.